UUUAAUUAAUAUGGAUAUAAAUAUAAAUAUUAAUCGAAUAUUGUAAAUUAUAUCCAUAUCGAGAUAAAUUUAAAUAAAAAAAAAUAAAUCUAAACAAGUAUUAUCCGAUCCACUUUCACCUCUAACAGGAAAACAUAAUAGACUUGAUCUCAGGAGUGCCAUGGAUUGCACUGUAGCCAAACAUACAUGAAAAAAUCGGAUUCAAAGUGAUUCGAUCCCACCAACUAAAUAAAAUGUUAUAUUUAUCCGUACGGGGCAGACAACCUAGGCCUACUCAAGGCGCGCUAAAACUCUCUCCAACUCACACACGUGCCGAUGCAAUUAUUGCACCCUCUAGCAUUUGCCAACCCAUAAAGGGCCAAAAAGGAACGUGGAAACAAAGGCAACAAGAAAAGGAGGUUGUCCCACUGCCAAUAGAUCUAAUUAGCAAGGAUACAAAAUUGACCAAUAGCAUCCAAGCCAGAAAGAACCAACCAAAUUCUGGAGCCGAGCUUAAGAUGAGGCCACUUUUUUUCCCCCAAAAAAUUCAGGAUGAGAUAGAACAGAGGCUUGAUUAAAGCUCUUAGUCCAAUAAUAAAAAAGAAAAAAUCGAAGGAAGUCACCUAUCUGAUCAAAAUAUAUAUAAAAAAAAGGCUCAUCCGCUUGCAUUGUAAGUGCACAAAAUUGACAGUGAUGCUCAUCAUGAGAACUAGGAUUCACCAAAUUUUUAAGGUGCAAAGGAUACCCCGUGAAAGCAUGGGCAUGCUGGUAAAUUAGCUACUGGGAGAACAGAAUAUAAAGACCCAUGUCACCAACCCUCACAACUCCUCACCAACUUUGUUCAAUAUUCCUCUGCAAGUCUUGUUCCAUGGAAGAAGAUGAUGAGAGAGAACUGCAGCUACUACUGCCUGCACCUUCCUCAGCUCAUGUUCCCUGCAAGGCACCCAAGUCUGCAGUGAUAACCGAUCCUGCUGACCAUCCACCACUUGACCUGAGCCUGUCGAUGAGCGUUGGACCAUGGAGGCCACCUUCAAAUGAGGAAGCUAAGAGCAACAUGAGAAAUGCGCAAGCACUGAAGCAACAGACUGCAGAGCAGAUCCGACUUGCCGCUGUAGAGAAGGCUUAUGCCGAGCGAGUGAGGGAGCUGACAAGGAGGGAGCUGGAGCUGGCGGAGAAAGAGUUUGCACGAGCUAGGCUGGUGUGGGAGCGAGCCCGAGAAGAGGUGGAGAAGGUGGAGAGGAUGAAAGAGAUGGCCACCAGAAGGAUCAAUUCCACUUGCAUGGAGAUCACCUGCCAAGCUUGUCAGCAACGGUUUCGACCAUAGUAGGACUCCUAUAGGAUUUCUGCUUCAGGCUCUUUUCUUAUUUCCUGGUUUGUGAUCAUGAUCUCAUUAUUUUUCCAUUUAACUCUUCCAAGUCCACAUCCCCAAGUUGAAAGCUAUGGACAAGUUGUAUAAAAGAAAAGAUAUCCUCCUCUCUCAUCCCUAUUCCUUCACCACUUCUUCCCAUUUUCAACAAGAUGCUAAACAAUUCGAUCUACAUU
Molecule: messenger RNA, 1521 nt
Organism: Elaeis guineensis (African oil palm)
Lineage: Eukaryota; Viridiplantae; Streptophyta; Magnoliopsida; Arecales; Arecaceae
Biological process (GO): gravitropism
Cellular component (GO): nucleus
Source: RefSeq, a predicted model, not a curated record